AUGCGAUGGGUUGCUACAGACUUUGUUUGAUAUCCGUUUCCCCAAUAAUAAUCAGGCGUUUGGACAUGGAAUGCAUCACAGUCCUGUGCUUUGGUUCCAGGUUCAAUUUCACUUGCUCUAAUUUCCUACAUCAUUAUUAAGAUUUUUCACUUUUGCUGAUUGUGGGAAUGCUCCUGGAGCUGCUGUUUUCAUUUUGGCAUUUUCUAUCAUUACUAAAGCCAGAUAUGAUAAUUUAACCAAAAAGUGCAUCCCUGAGUUGAAACAAUAUGCCCCAGGCGUGCCAAUAGAUCUUGUUCGAACUAGACAUGAGGCCAGAUGUUUGCAUUGAAGCAGCUGCUGCACGUGCUGAAACACUAAGAUUCUAGAAUCUUAUAACAACCCCAGAACUCAAAAAAACAGAAUACCGGUCGUGCAACGGCGAGGUAAUGCAGUGUUGGCGUCUUUCAGGAAAUCACUUGAUGCUACCAAAUCUUGGGCUCAAGAGACACUUCAACUUGAAGGGUUACCAGUCAACAACCCCUGCAAUUAGAAGAGAGGAAUGUUGUGGAUUCUGUCGGUAAUAUGUAUUCAGCCCUUAUAAUGCUCCAUGCCAUUGGAUGCAAAUGGAAAUGCUUGCUGCUGAGUAGUCAACAGCUAGGGGUUUUCAUCCGCUCAAUUGGAGGGAGCAAUGGAGUAAUCUGAUAUUUUACAGGUGCGUUACACUGUUUUUUAUUCUCAGUUUCUCCCUCCUCCAUCUCUUACUUCAAGAUAAAAGCCCAAAAAACUGCUCCGUUGGAGACCCAAAAAAUAGUCUAUUUCAGCUUCCCCACCCCCUAUAAUUGAAGGAUACUGUACAUCUUUUAUUUUUCUUCUUCCUCGUCUUCCACGCUUGCCCCUUCUUUCCCGUCUUCAUUCUCAGCUUCCCCACCCUCUUUUAUUUUUCUUUUUACGCCAUCUGUUCCUUUGAUAAAGCUUUGAGGAGAUUAGAUCUUUAACGAAGAGACUAGGGUUGAUGAUUGAGUUCAUGGAUUUCGUUGUCUGCUCAUUCGAACAAGGAUUCUGAUCAUGGAUAGACAAAUAUAGAACCGGAAGGCAAGCAGAUAAACCCCUGAUAUUUGGAGGAAAUGGUUAGAGAAUCAUUGGUCAGGCUAUCUUUGCUGCCUGCUGCAAAUCCUAUCCGGCACCUUGCAGGCCAGUGCCGGCCACAACUCCAGGUACACACGAAGCAGCCAAUUCCGACCCAUCUGCGCAAACCAUCCAUGCUCCCAUCUGCUGCCAGUCUUUUUCCGACCCAUCUCCGCAAGCACGUCAUUGAUUUCGGGUACUUCCAAAUCCCAAUAUCCUCUCUUUAUUCAAUUAUAUGAAUUUGAGUUAUAAAUUCUGGUUUUUGGUGAUUUUAAGAUUUGUAUUUGUCAUUAUGGGGAGGUAUAGACACCUAUUUCUGCUAUGGAUUCAAACCUUUUUCGAAGGUUUUUUGGGGGUUUGGGAUAUUGACCUCCAAUUUGUUAAUCUUAAUUGUGUCCAUUUCCCUAAAUCAUCUUCUGUAUCUCACUAUCAUGCAUUCUUAUUGCAUUCAUAUUUUAUAAUGAAUUUAGCUAUAUAGU
Molecule: messenger RNA, 1583 nt
Organism: Cuscuta campestris
Lineage: Eukaryota; Viridiplantae; Streptophyta; Magnoliopsida; Solanales; Convolvulaceae
Source: the annotation of a GenBank genome assembly